AUGGAUCCUCUUUCUGUAGCAGCUUCAAUCGUAGGCAUAUUGGCCGCUGCCGCAAAAACGUCUUCUGUCUUGACUGAUUCUAUCCGGAAUACUAGAGGUGCGCCAAAGCUUGCCCAUAACGUUCUGGAAGAUGUCAACAGCCUGAGAGCUGUCCUCAGCUCUUUGCAGGAGUAUAUACUUGGCACUGCAAAGUUGCCUCAAGCUCAAGCGUCGCUUAUCCUGGUGGAGCAAGUGGUCGUGACUUUGGGCGAUUGCGUAAAGCUUUUCUCUGAAUUGGAAGAUCUGCUUGGUAGUUCCAACGAGGACAAAACUUUCCGGGCUCUCGAGCGCUUGAAAUGGGCAUUUAAUGACUCAAAGAUCGCUGAGCUUCAAUCGAGAUUGGAGAAAAAUAAGACAUCACUGUUUGGAAUCAGCAAGUCGAUGACAGAUACCGAAACUGCUGUCAAUCGUCUCUGUGGACUAGUCGAGCAGAUCCUAUCAAGCAAUCUGGAUAUGAGUCGCCGGCUUCGUACUCUGGACGAACGAGGAGCAUCUCACGGAUCCACUGCUUUACUAGACCAUUGCGAUGAAGCAAGUCUUACAUUCGAUGAGAUAGCAACACCGGCUCUGGCCAAGCAGCCUCAGACUGUGGAGCGCAGUCAAUUUGGAUUCGCCUUCGAAGAGGAUCUCCUGGAAUCAAGAGUGUAUCAAAAGCCAUCUUUCAAUGACUCAAGAUAUUCCUUUGUCUCCUCUGCGGCUCGAACUACUGCCACAUCUGUCCUAUCCGCAUACAGUUUAUCGGAGAUAUCCAACGUCGCUAUUCUGGCAGUGCCGAUCUACGCAUACGAGAUCCACAAUAGUGGCCGUUACGCUUGGGAAUCGUCAACCACUUCAGGCACGCUCUCCUCUCAAUCGCAACUUAGGGUACCAGCAGCUUCCCAGAACCUAGAGAGAUCUUCCCCCGUGCAAAAGAUUUGGCGAGGACUCUUUGUCUCGCAUAAUCCGCGACGCAAGACAAACCAAUUACAGAGCCCAGAUAAAUCAGAAUAUGUCAUCAUCUGGUAG
Molecule: messenger RNA, 1044 nt
Organism: Bacidia gigantensis
Lineage: Eukaryota; Fungi; Ascomycota; Lecanoromycetes; Lecanorales; Ramalinaceae
Exons: 3
Coding region: 1-1044 (347 amino acids)
Source: RefSeq, a predicted model, not a curated record